Messenger RNA from Cantharellus anzutake, 702 nucleotides. RefSeq lists its product as uncharacterized. The coding region runs from base 1 to 702 and encodes 233 amino acids. The transcript has 5 exons. Lineage: Eukaryota; Fungi; Basidiomycota; Agaricomycetes; Cantharellales; Hydnaceae. The record is from RefSeq and is a predicted model, not a curated record.
AUGAAAUGGUUUUCGGGUGAAGCGCAGUGGCCAUAUUUUAGCAUCACAUGUCUUCCCUCAUUUGCCGACCCCCAUACUUGGAAUAAAGCUCAGGCCAAGGGUCAUGUCAUACUAUGUGAAGACUUGGACAAGGUUGUAUGGUGGGAAACUUUCCAAAUGGUCCGCCGUAUGGUAGAAGAAGGCCUUCAGCACCUCUUUGACAAAUAUUCGUGGAAACCAGACGAGUCGGAACUCGAUGAUUUUGCUUGGGCUUGUUGUGAAUUGCCUAUUAUGGCAUCCAUCCGUGUUCGUUAUGUCUGCCAGCAGAGCGGACAUGGUCGCACCCUGCAAUCGGUGUUCAAGGGCUUGCUCGACCUCCGUGACCUCCCUGCCAACCUCAAGGAGGAGUACUUGUGGAUACUUCGACAAGCCUAUAUGCCGGAUUCAUCUGAAAUUCACCCAGAUGUAGCUGAGAAGUAUUGCUUAGUGCUUUUCAAGAUCGACGAAGCUGAGAUCCGUGCGACAUUGGAACCAAUCAGCCCCAUCGUCAAUCUUCCCUCAGAGGAUGCAGAGGAUGUCGCCUUAUAUCAUGCAACAGUAAGAGAAUUCAUCACAGGGGAACCAAUUGGCGAUGUGAAGGACAAGAUAUUCUUCAUCGAUGACGUGAAAGGGUAUUUCAUGGGAUUGCCGCUCCUUCGGCUCUUCAACAAUUAUUUCCAAUGA